AUGGCUGUACCAUUUCGUGCAAAGGAUGUUGCUGCUGAUAGAACUGAAUUCGGUCACCCUGAUGUUGCUUUAGUAUUAACACAACUCUCAUAUUAUUAUUCUGGCUUAAAUGAUUCACGAUUAAUUCAAUGUUUCGAUCGUUUAAGUGAAAAAGAAAGUGAUCCUGCAUCCAUUUAUGAACUAUGGAUUCUACCCGAAGAGCAAGAUGGAGUACCUUCAAGUAUCAAACAAUGGAAAGGAGUUAAUUUAAAAGAUUACCAACAACGAACCCAAGAUCUCGCUCCGACUCUACAAUGCAAUAAUGUUACUAAACAAUUUCCUCAUAAAUUAAUUUCAUCAGCUCGGGAUUUAUCUUCAUCUUUACGAUCAAAAAUAAUAACUGGAUUUAGUGCCACUAAUGAUACACAAUUAUUACUUCCAGUUCAUAUUCUUCAGUAUGAUUUACCUGAACUUCAAAAAACUGGUGCCAUCGUUGUUAAUCAUUUAUUACAACCUGAAAAUGAAAGUUAUCAAUAUUUACCAAUUAAUGCCACCGCAGAAGACAUUUUAAAUCAAAUAAUCAACUACAAAGAAAGUAUUAACGUUAUUUUAGAUGUCGGUGCACUAUUUAUCGAUGGAACUAAUCGAGAUAUAGCUGUUAAAUGGUUAAAUCAAUUCAAUAAAAAUAGAAUUGAUUAUGCCGUUUAUUUUGAUUCGGACUCAAUUGUUGUUUGUGAUCGUCGACUCCAUCAUUAUCGAUUUGAAACAUCACCUACGAGUGAACGGCUAGAUCGUUGCGUAUUUUAUUUAGAUGAAAUUCAUACCAGGGGAACUGACUUUAAAUUUCCAAAUGGAUUUCACGCUGCAGUUACUUUAGGAAAUGGUUUAACAAAAGAUCGUUUUGUUCAAGCGUGUAUGAGAAUGAGAAAAUUAGGAAAAGGUCAUGCAUUAACAUUUUGGAGUUCAAAUGAAGUUCAUCAACAAAUAAUAAAAUCCCAAAAACACGCAUGUAUUGCAAAUCAAAAAGAAAAUAUUAAUACUUUCAUCAAUCUAAUUGAUAUUCUUUGUUGGGUUUAUGAGAAUACACAACAAUCGACUUGGGAUGAAUUAUAUUAUUGGGCUGCACAAAGUUUAAGUUUUCAACGAAAAAAAUAUGGUGGAACAAAACAACGUCUAUCUCAAUUAUUAGAUGAAGAACAACAACGAGAAUUAGAACAUGAAUUGGAAGAGGAACGACAAUUCGCAUACUCUCUACCUGUCAAGCCAUGCUGUCCUAAACUACACGAAGAAAUCAAACGAUUAUGUGACAUAAAUAGUAAUGUAUUGAAGUUAGCACGAUUAUCUAAUGUAUUUCGCCCCCUACCGUAUGCAUUCACUAACACAGCAUUUUUCGAUGACUGUCAACCAAACAGUUGGCGAUCAAAUUUUUGGGUUUCUACUAAAUUUCAGCGUGUGAUUGAGACUAAAGGACAGUCAUUAAAUCCAUUUCUGCAUCCUCCACGAUGGAUUGUCGUCUAUCGAAAUCAACAUAUUAUUUUCAUUAGCGCUUUUGAAGCUAAUUGGUUGAUGGGUUGCUUGAAAUCUAACAAAUCAUUGAUAACCACAUUACGCUUAUUAUUACCUCGUAUUAAGCGACUUCAAUCAAUUUUUAUCAAUACUCCAACUCUCACAAUUCCGCCAUCAAUGGGGCUCUCUGAUGAAACUGUCGCUUACUUCAUACCAAUAGAAUGGUUGGUACAAUUGUUUGUCUUUAACGGCACUCUCUAUUUUGAAACAGCUGAUGAACAAACAGCUUUUUGCCAAUGUUUAAGUUUAUGUCCUCAACCGCGAACUCCUAUCGAAGAAGCAGCCUUUGAAAAAGGUUGGAUUGCAAUCGACGGAUUCGCGAGUAAUUUAAAUCAUAGCCGUCAUUUAUCAAUGAACCAAGCUCAAUUCACACUAAAUCCACUAAAAUUUGUGAAGCAACUGAUUGAAAAUCGUAAUAAUUUCCAUGCACCCAUAUCAUCACAUGUUGGUAGUAUUGUUCUCAAUUCAUUCAAACUUAUUUAA
Messenger RNA from Rotaria sp. Silwood2, 2028 nucleotides. NCBI's taxonomy places the organism in Eukaryota, Metazoa, Rotifera, Eurotatoria, Philodinida, Philodinidae. The record is from the annotation of a GenBank genome assembly.